Messenger RNA from Crotalus tigris (Tiger rattlesnake), 6708 nucleotides. RefSeq names its product PH domain and leucine rich repeat protein phosphatase 1 (gene PHLPP1). The record is from RefSeq and is a predicted model, not a curated record. The coding region runs from base 310 to 5457 and encodes 1715 amino acids. The transcript is spliced from 17 exons. Gene Ontology annotation, molecular function: protein binding. NCBI's taxonomy places the organism in Eukaryota, Metazoa, Chordata, Lepidosauria, Squamata, Viperidae.
UUACACCCUUCGUAAGAGGCCUGCUUUAAUAUUCAUGAGGAGCCUGAGGAGGAGAGGAGAGGAGAGGCCACGCCGGGUGGGAGGGAGGAAAGAGGCGGUGGCGGCGGCUGCUGCUGCUGCUGCUGCUGCUGCCGCCUGCUGAUCCUGUUUCUUCGCCAGUCCCUAAUGGCGCUCGCGACAACGGCAGCAGCUGCGCGGCGGCAAGGCUGAGCCGAAUGGAACGUUAAGACACCGACGGAAUGUUCACUGUUGCUACAUAAUCCCGCGCCCCCUCCCCCUUCGGAACGCGGCUCGCCCGGGCGUUCUACAAUGGAACCUGCGCAGCAACCACAGCUUGGAAGCAGAGAAACGCCGGCCCCGAUGAUCGGCAAGGGGGAGCGGCCGAGCAACUCGGGCCAGGCAGCCCCCGGCAUCGAGAACGGCAAUGGCAUAGGAGGACCCAGCCCGUUGGAAGGUGGCAAAGGAACAGCCGCCGCCGCAGGAGCCGCGAGAACAGGGGUAGUCGGCGGCCACCAUCGGCGAAGGAAACGAGGGGCCGCGGCCACCGGCUGCAGUGCUUCGUUGGCGCUAGCGGCCAACGGGACUCAAGCGGCGGCGGCGCCGGCUAUUCCCAGCAGCGGCGCCAACUCCCUCCUGUUGCGGAGAGGCAGACUGAAGAGGAAUCUCUCGGCGGCUUCUUCCCCCGCCGCUCCGAUCGCCGCUGCCACCGCGCUGGGGACCCGCAGCUUAGAUCGGAAGACCCUGCUUUUGCUGCCCAAGCCGCCCCGGCAGCUUCAGCCUCUCCAAGCCCCAGAGCGAGACUGGGUGCGGCGGGACCUACAGCGAGGAUGCGUCCAUGUCUAUUAUUACUAUCACCAGCAGCAGCAGCAACAGCGGGGUAGCGGCGGCGGCAGCUGCUCUCUGCUCCCCGUGCUUUGCAACCUGGAGACCACGGCUGCUGAAGUGGCGCUUCGGUUGCUGCAGCUCGGACACCGGGGAGGAGGGAGUAGUAGCGCUGUCCGGGUUUGGGGGAAGGCGGCAGCCAUGGCCGAGGCUCCGCUGCCCCCUAAAGAAGAGGAGGCAGCAGAUGAUUUGCUCCUACAACCAUCAGCUUCUCUUGGCGGGAAAGAAGAGGCGCUGCCCGAGCCCGUGGAGGCUCCGACUUCUCCAGCGGGAAGUUUAACCCCGAUCCCAGUCGGGAGAAGGCCCCGAAGCCGUCGAGGGGCCCCGAACGGCUUGGGAGCUGGAGAGGCGGCGGUUGUUCGGCCCAGGCGCCUGGCUCUCAGUGGAGGAGAGAGCGGCCUGGCGAGUGGGCAGCCCAGCCUUUCCCCCUCCGACUGCAGCCCCGGACGGGCCUUUCCGCCGCCCCGUACCGAACUCUACCUGUCCGGCCCUCCGCUCUCUUGCCCGUCCCUCUUGGGAGGGUCGGAUACCGAGAGCUUCAGCCCCAGCGCCGAGAGCGCCUCCGACCGCCUGGAUCCUUAUAGCGGGGGCGGGGGCUCUUCGUCGUCUUCGGAAGAAUCGGAAGCGGAUCUUGCGCCUCCAGCCGCGGCGAAGGAAGAAGGAGCAGGAUCGGGGCCUGGAAGGAGCCAGCCACGCCGGCCAGGCGAUCCGCUUUCGGUGCACAGUCCGGAAUCCCGACUAGGGAGAGCUUCGGGGGACUCCCCGGGCAAGGGGAAGGCUUUGCGGAGAAGUUCCUCUCCUGCUGGGGAAGCCGCCUCUCCGCAGCAGCCUCCGGCCUUGUAUGUCCAGCUCCACGGAGAGACCGCCCGCAGGCUGGAAUCGCACGAGAAGCCCCUGCAGAUUCAAAACGACUACCUCUCGCAGCUGGGCUUCCGGGACCUGUGGCGGGUGCAGGAGGAGGGCAUGGACUCGGAGACCGGCUGCCUCAUCCGUUUCUAUGCAGGAAAGCCCAACAGCACUGGCAACUCUGAACGGAUUCAGCUCUCAGGAAUGUACAAUGUUAGAAAAGGGAAAAUGCAUUUGCCGGUCAACAGAUGGACAAGACGCCAAGUUAUCCUUUGCGGGACGUGCCUAAUAGUAUCAUCGGUGAAAGAAAGCCAGACUGGAAAAAUGCACGUGCUCCCCUUAAUUGGUGGAAAGGUUGAAGAAGUUAAAAAGCACCAGCACUGUUUAGCAUUUAGCUCAUCUGGACCUCAAAGUCAGAGUUACUACAUCUGCUUUGACACUUUCACUGAGUACUUGCGGUGGCUUCGGCAAGCUUCAAAGAUUGCAUCCCAGCGAAUAAGCUCAGUGGACCUCUCAUGUUGCAGCCUGGAGGAUAUGCCUGUCAAUCUUUUUUAUAGCCAGGACCUCACUCAUCUCAAUUUGAAGCAAAAUUUCCUACGGCUGAACCCUAGCUCAUCAAUGGUCAGAGGACUUGACGACCUACAAAGGUUCAGUAAGCUGAGGAGCUUAAACCUUUCCAACAAUCAUUUAGGAGAUUUCCCUUUGGCGGUGUGCAGCAUUCCAACCUUAACCGAGCUCAAUUUGUCCUGCAAUGCACUCAGAAGUAUACCAGCAGCUGUUGGAGAUAUGAACAAUUUACAGACCUUCUUGUUGGAUGGGAACUUCCUCCAGAGCCUUCCAGCUGAGUUGGAAAGGAUGCAUCAGCUUAGUUAUUUAGGCCUCUCUUUCAAUGAAUUCGGUGACAUUCCUGACGUCCUGGAGAAACUUACUGCCAUGGACAAACUCUGCAUGUCUGGAAAUUGUAUGGAGACACUAAGUUUGCCAAUACUAAGGAAAAUGCCACACAUAAAACAUAUAGAUUUAAGGUUAAAUGUGAUUAGAAGGUUGAUGGGCGAUGAGAGUGACUUCCUACAUCAUGUGACCCAGCUCGAUCUUCGGGAUAAUAAGCUAGGAGAGUUAGAUGCAACUAUCUUCAAUAACGUUGAAAUACUACACUGUGAAAGAAACCAGCUGGUAACCCUCAAAAUCAGUGGAUACUUACUUAAAGCUCUUUAUGCCACUUCAAAUGAACUUGUUCACCUUGAUGUGUAUCCAGUUCCAAAUUAUCUAACUUAUUUGGAUGUUUCUAGAAAUCACUUGGAGAGCCUUCCAGAAUGGGUUUGUGAUAGCCGAAAGUUAGAAGUACUGGAUCUGGGUCACAAUCAUAUACGUGAACUUCCCUCUAGGUUAUUUUGCAAUAUCAGCUUGCGAAAAUUACUUGCUGGACACAAUCAGUUGGAAAGGCUGCCAGAGAGGAUUGAACGAACUCAUGUGGAAGUCCUGGAUGUGCAACACAACCAACUUGUGGAGCUGCCAUCUAAUCUGCUGCUAAAAGCUGAUAGCUUAAGGUACUUGAAUGCUUCUGCCAACAAACUGGAAAUGUUACCUCCAGCCACUCUUUCAGAGGAGACCCAUAGUAUUUUACAAGAACUUUAUUUGACCAACAAUCACCUCACAGAUAAAAGUGUCCCCUUGUUAACCGGUCAUCCUCACCUAAAGAUACUACAUAUGGCCUAUAAUCGCUUGCAAAGCUUUCCCGCAAGUAAAAUGGCCAAACUUGAAGAGUUGGAAGAAAUCGACGUUAGUGGCAAUAAGCUGAAAUCCAUUCCAACAACGAUCAUGAAUUGUCGCCGCAUGCAUACCGUGAUUGCACACUCCAAUUGCAUCGAAGUCUUUCCAGAAGUCAUGCAACUUGGCGAGAUCAAGUGUGUGGAUCUGAGCUGUAACGAGUUGGCUGAAGUCACGUUGCCUGAAACCUUGCCUCCGAAGCUGCAGGAACUAGACCUGACUGGAAACCCCAGGCUAGUUCUGGAUCACAAAACCUUGGAGCUGCUGAAUAAUAUUCGUUGUUUCAAGAUUGACCAGCCUUCUGCUGGAGACGCCUCUGGAGCCCCAGCCGUGUGGAGCCAUGGUUACACGGAAGCAUCCGGAGUUAAGAACAAGCUAUGUGUGGCAGCUCUUUCUGCCAAUAACUUCUGUGAGAACAGGGAGGCACUCUAUGGAGUCUUUGAUGGGGAUCGCAACGUGGAAAUACCCUACCUUCUACAAUGUACCAUGAGCGAUAUCUUGGCAGAAGAGCUGCAGAAAACCAAGAACGAAGAGGAGUACAUGAUCAACACUUUCAUUGUAAUGCAGAGGAAGCUUGGAACUGCUGGGCAGAAGCUUGGAGGCUCUGCUGUCCUUUGCCACAUCAAACACGACCCAUUAGAUCCAGGUGGAUGCUUCACAUUAACCUCAGCAAAUGUGGGAAAGUGCCAAUCCGUUCUCUGCAGGAACGGGAAGCCUCUGCCUUUGUCUAGGUCUUACAUGAUGAGCUGUGAGGAAGAGCUGAGGAGAAUCAAGCAGCACAAGGCCAUUAUUACAGAAGAUGGCAAAGUGAAUGGUGUAACAGACUCAACAAGGAUUUUGGGAUAUACCUUCCUUCACCCAAGUGUUGUUCCACGCCCCCACGUGCAGUCCAUUACUUUGACUCCUCAGGACGAAUUCUUCAUUCUGGGCAGCAAAGGCCUGUGGGAUAGUCUCUCCAUCGACGAAGCUGUGGAGGCUGUCAGGAACGUGCCCGAUGCCCUUGGAGCUGCCAAGAAACUUUGCACGUUGGCUCAGAGCUAUGGCUGCAACGAUAGCCUCAGUGCCGUGGUGGUUCAGCUCAAUGUAACUGAGGAUAGCUUCUGCUGCUGUGAGUUAAACGGGGUCCCUCCCAGCCCGGGCAGCUUCCCUCAGUCUGUCAACGUAAUAAUCAAAGAUAAGCCUUCUGAUGCUUUGGGGAUGCCUUCGUCGAGCAGUGGCAUGGCCUCUGAGAUCAGCAGCGAGAUCUCCACUUCCGAAAUGAGCAGUGAGGUUGGAUCCACGGCCUCUGACGAGCCACCUCAUGUAACUAUGAACGAAAACAGCCCCGCUUACCCUAAUGAACAGCGCUGUAUGCUCCACCCAGUUUGCCUCUCCAACUCCUUCCAAAGGCAACUGUCCAGCGCUACGUUUUCCAGCGCCUUUUCAGACAAUGGCCUUGACAGCGAUGAUGAGGAGCCAAUCGAAGGGGUCUUUUCCAAUGGCAGCAGAGUUGAAGUGGAAGUGGACAUCCAUUGUGGUCGGGCCAAGGAGAAGCAGUUGCUGCUGCAGGCCCCGGUGGAAGUCAGUGACGAGGGCAUCGUCAUCGGGGCGAAUGAAGAAGACGCCUGCCUCCUUCGAAAGGCCGACUCUUCUGCCACUGGCACUAUUGGGCGCCGCCGAGGCAAUGGCUCAGUGGCUCCUCAGGAGAGGAGCCACAACCUAAUUGAAGUAGCAGCCGAUGCGCCACUCAGGAAGACGGGGGGCUAUUUUGCCGCUCCAGCUCAGCCAGAUCCAGAUGAUCAGUUCAUCAUCCCACCAGAGCUUGAGGAAGAGGUGAAGGAGAUAAUGAAGCAACAUCAUGAGCAGCAGCAACAACAACAGCAGCAGCAGCAGCAACAACAACAGCAGCAGCAGCAGCAGCAGCAGCAACAACGUCAAUAUCAGCUGGACCAACUGCCCGAUUAUUACGACACACCACUAUGACGGCGCUUUGGGAAACAAGCUAACAAGACAUUAAGAGCUGGAAGCUCCUUAGGUUUGUAUUACACUAAUGAGGUGAGGAAGGAAGAAAGCUUUUUUUUCCCACUUUCUUGUCCAGAUCUUUCCCUUUAAUUGAGAAGUGCAGCUGCUUCUUGUUUGUUAGCUGUAAUGAUCACCAACCUUAUUUUCUCUUCCCCCCCCCUUUUCUAGUGAUGCUUCACUGGUUAGAAAUUAAUCUAGUUUAACUCGUCCCCUUCCUUAACAUAUCAGAUGUGUAAAAAAAAAAGUGGAGAAAAAUUAAAAUGCAAAAGGUUUAAUAUAUUACAAAGAAACUGAUGACGAUGUUGAUGUAAUAUUUUUUAAAAUUGUUCUUUUUUUUCCUCUGUCUGUUUGGAAAACAGGGCAGUAUUGCCAGUGCUCAAUGAUUAAGUAAUAUUGUAAUACUGUAUUUCUUUGAGAGAAAAAAAAAGGCUUUUUUGGUCUUGAAAAUGGAUAGACAUUUGUAGAAUUAUGGAGACUAACUCCUAGGAGUUGCUUUUACUCUUUCAGGUGACUUUAAGUCACUGAGACUCACUAAUUUUCUCUGAGAGAACAGCUGAUUGGGAAAUUCCUGUAAAUAACUCAGUGUUGUAUAGAGAUGCUUCAUGUUUUUUUGUUGUUUUUUUUGGGGUAGACCUGGCAGGAGGGCACAACCUAGUAAACUGACAUUGCCCCUCCCCCGUUUCCAUUUACACCCGGAAGCUUUCGCAUGUAUGUCAAAGCUACCAUCGAUGCUACCAAAUUGGGAGGGUAGGAAAAUCCUGUCAACUUAUAGCCCUCUCAGCGGGUGAAGUGACGAAAUACGUGAGGCCUUGAUGACCUACUGUGUCUAUACCACCAUGUCCGGUUGCCAUUUGAUUUGGCUGGGCCCAAGUCACCGGGGAGGGGGGGGGACUGUGUUCUCAUAUGAGGUUGCCCACAAGUGAUGACAUUUUUGGAUUCUGAUCCAUACAAAAUUAGCAGGAACAGCUGUAACAAGCUGUGUAGACUUCAGUGGGCUACAGGUCCUUGUGUUAAUUUUUUUCCUCAGUCUUCACCAUUAACUUUUUUGGCACAUUUUUGUGUGUUCUUCCCUGCUGUCACAACAACAACCAGCAUGAUUGUAUAGAGUUCAUUUACUGUAGAUCAUUUACAUACCAAGAGUUAUAUUAAAGAAGAAUGCACAAAUGAACAUGUCAUAAUUUUUCUUAUAAUAAAUAUAAAAAUUUACAAAUA